CUAACUCACCAGCUGAUUGAGAAAACUUUGGUAGCUCUGGUCAGGCUUCUGCAGAGGCUCAGUUACUGCCAGAGAGCUGUUACAGACUGAUGGUGUGUCUGUCUGAGUGUCCGUCCAUGUAUCCUUCUUCUCUGUGUAUGUGAGCACUUCCUCCUUUGGAUUCAUCCUCAGCAGCUUUCUACUCUGAGCGAUUGGAUAAACGACUGAGGAGAGAUGGGACCUCGUACAGCCGUGGCUCCUUCUAAGGAGGUGAAGGCGGUUACAGGCAGAGGAUGCGGAGGUCAGGGAGGAGCCCGGCUGAGGAGCAGCAGUGACGGCAGCAGAUACAGCAGAAGAGGAGUCGGCCUAGCCAACAACUCCUCCUCCUCCUACUCCUCCUCCACCUCCUCCUCCUCUUCCUCCUCCUCCUCUCCAUUGCUCUCUAACCCCAAAUCAGUCUUGAAGAAACCAGUGAGCACCGAUGAGCUGCAGAGACCAGGAGGACCCUACAUAAAGAAAACAUUUACAAUUGUGGGCGAUGCAGUGGGUUGGGGGUUUGUAGUGAGAGGGAACAGACCGUGUCACAUCCAGGCUGUGGAGCCCUGUGGCCCAGCUGAUGCUGCUGGGAUGAAGGUUUGUCAGUUUGUGGUUUCAGUCAACGGGCUCAAUGUCCUCAAUCUGGACUACCGCACUGUCAGCCACCUGAUCCUAACAGGACCCAGAACUGUGGUGAUGGAGGUGAUGGAGGAGACCGACCACUGAGCAAUGAGAGAAACGCUGACUAAUAUGUGUGUCCUGUCUGAGGUUUUCUUCAAAGGACUACAAGAACACAAUAAUCAAACAGGAAAUAACCUUGUUAGGAGUUACAUGGGAAACAUUCUGUUUUUAGAUUAUUGUCAAGCUGAUGAAGGGCAUUUGUUUUCAGACUGGCUGGCUGAAGAAAUAACUUUACGAUCAAUGCUUGUGUUGGCAGCCACAUCUUCUGAAUAAGAAGCUUGUUAAGUUUUAAAUAACGUAAAGGCGCCCACAAAGAAUCCAGCAGUCUUUGUAGUCGGGCAUGACUCUCAGAAAAGAAUUCUUGGAGGAGAAUCUGUCAACACAGUGUCGUCAAACAAUGAUAUUAUGAGAGUUAAUUCGUUGCAAGUAGCCUGAGGCUGUUUUCUCAACACAGCGUGGCCUUUUGGGUCUCAAACUCACAGUGCUAGUUUGGGAGUGGUGCACUGCUUAAAACAAGCAGCCAGCUUAUUGUUGGAGCCAAGCUAAACACUGAACCAAAUAUCCAAACAUGAUGGCUAAUCUGUUUGAAGCUGCUAAGUCACUGCAUGAAAAAGCUUUCCAAUUUCAUGCCCCUUGACUCAUCAGAAUUAUUACAUCUCUCUGGUUGAAUGAGAGUCACAAAGGGAAAUGAAAACAAAUUAUUGUGUGAAAGGAUUCUUGGUGGUUUAUAAAAUAUAUUUUAUCUUAAGUCAAAGAGAUGUUUUUCAUGUGUCAGGAAAUAUUCCUUAGUUUCACAGACAUUUUUUAAAGGACCAGUGUGUAGGAUCUAGUGGUAUCUUGCAAUGAAGUUGCAUAUUGUAACCAGCUGAAUACCACUCGGCUUUCUCGUGCGUAGAAGAACGAAAAGGCCCUAUCUAGAGUCAGCGUUUGGUUUGUCCGUACUGGAUUCCUGAAUGCAAAGAUGUUUCUUGAACAGCAGCGAGAAGAGACGUACUCCCCUUACUUCAAGGACACGCCUUACCUGAAACAAUGCUCCCCCCCCAUUCUCCUCCGCAGCGAAACAAACUGGAGAUAAAGUGAAUAAUUUUUCCAUAUGUCAUCGCGCUAAAGACUUUGGAUUAGUUCUGCCAUGCAGAUUUUUUUUGUUUCUAUUUCCAACCAGUUUCAGCAACAUAACUAAAAUAAAGUCAUCUCUAUUGAGCGAAGCCUUUAGAGACUGCCUUGGGAGUCAUUAGUCACAAAAACAUAACAAUUCCUAUUUCAGGUGAUUAUACACACAUAAAAACAUACUGAUGAAUAUUAUAUU
Morone saxatilis (striped sea-bass) is the source of this 2002-nucleotide messenger RNA. RefSeq names its product DEP domain-containing mTOR-interacting protein-like. Gene Ontology annotation, molecular function: protein binding. The transcript has 5 exons. Lineage: Eukaryota; Metazoa; Chordata; Actinopteri; Moronidae. The record is from RefSeq and is a predicted model, not a curated record. The coding region runs from base 214 to 741 and encodes 175 amino acids.